AUGGCAGCGACCUCAGCUCUAUCCAGGCUAGUCCGAUAUGGUGCAUGUAACAUAAACAGGAGUAAAGCUUUAAUAUUUAACCGUGUACAGAGAAGAGGGAUAGCGGCGUGUAUCGAUCCUUCAGUAGGUCUCACAGAUGAGCAAAAAGAAUUUCAGAAGGUGGCCUUUGAUUUUGCUGCCAAUGAAAUGGCACCACACAUGGAAGAAUGGGACCAAAAAGAAAUGUUUCCUGUGGAGACCAUGAGAAAAGCAGCUCGGCUGGGAUUCGGAGGGAUUUACGUGCGACCUGAGGUUGGGGGCUCGGGCUUGUCUCGUUUAGACACUUCCAUCAUCUUUGAAGCUUUAUCCACAGGAUGUGUGAGCACGACGGCCUACAUGAGCAUCCACAAUAUGUGUGUCUGGAUGAUUGACACUUUUGGUAAUACUGAGCAGAGAGAGAAGUACUGUCCUGAUCUUUGUUCCAUGGAGAAGUUUGCCUCUUACUGUCUGACAGAGCCUGGUAGCGGAAGUGAUGCAGCGUCACUUUUAACCAGCGCGAAGCUACAGGGAGACCAUUACAUCUUAAACGGCUCUAAGGCCUUCAUCAGUGGAGGAGGAGAUACAGAUGUGUAUGUGGUGAUGUGCCGUACUGGUGAGAAAGGCGCCAAAGGAAUCUCCUGUCUGGUCAUGGAGAAAGGAACUCCAGGACUUAGUUUCGGCAAAAAGGAGAAGAAGGUGGGUUGGAACUCGCAGCCAACCAGAGCAGUGAUCUUCGAGGACUGUGCAGUUCCGGUGACUAACCGACUGGGCUCGGAAGGAGAGGGAUUUAACAUCGCCAUGAAAGGUCUGAAUGGAGGCAGAAUAAACAUUGCUUCCUGUUCUCUCGGAGCUGCUCAUGCAUCUGUUCAGCUGACCCGAGAUCAUCUACUGGUCCGCAAACAGUUCGGACAACCUCUUGCAAACAGCCAGUUCUUGCAGUUCAAGUUGGCUGAGAUGGCCACAAAACUGGUAGCGUCUCGGCUGAUGGUACGCCAGGCGGCCUUGGCUCUGCAGGAGAACAGACCAGAUGCGGUGUCGCUCUGCUCCAUGGCUAAACUCUUUGCUACUGAUGAGUGCUUCACAGUUUGUAACCAGGCUUUACAGAUGCACGGUGGAUAUGGGUACCUGAAGGACUACGCAGUACAGCAGUUUGUCCGAGAUGUCCGAGUGCAUCAGAUAUUAGAAGGUACUAAUGAAGUAAUGAGGAUGAUCAUUGCCAGAAGUUUAUUGACAGAGUCAUGAUGAUCAAAUCAGCACUUCAGGCACAGAACGGACUAUCAGACUGUGCUCUUAUCUAUAGGACUGAUCUAUUGUUAGGAAGAGCUUUAUGAAAUCCUACUGGUUUUAGUAAACCAUGUCUCUAAAUAAUGAUUUUGUUGUUGUAGCGAUUCAUGUUUUAAUUAUGGUCCACUGUCAAAUACUUGUUGUGUGUUGUCGGAGUAUUUUGUUACCCAGUGAGUAAUAAUGCCUUCAGUGGCCUUAUAUAUGUGUACACGCUUCACACUGAACUUAAUUAGAGGAAAGACACUACAUAAAGUUUUAAGAAAAUGGUUCUCUACCUCCAUUUUUGGGUUGAUUAAUGUACCAAGAAUCAGUCACACAAUUUAAUCAAUCACAAUUUUAAAAACUUAGCUUUGUGAUUUGCACAGAAAUUGUAACAUGGCAUCAGAGAUGAAAGUUAUUCAAGCAGCACGCGAAAUGUAACAGAAAUGUAAAGAUUACAUUUGUUUCCAAGUACUGGGGACAGUUCAGUAACAUCAUUUAAAAAUAUAAAACAGAGGUCACGAUAUAAAGAUGUGUUUUGUUACAGGUAAAAUGUAAUUUUGUAUCAGAACUAGAAUACUGAACGUAUGACUGAGUGUUUUGAUUUGAACUCAGUAUUUCACUGUUACAUCUGUAAUACUGGAAGAUCUUUAUCAAAUAAAAAAAGAAUUCUCCUAUAAGC
Molecule: messenger RNA, 1963 nt
Organism: Trichomycterus rosablanca
Lineage: Eukaryota; Metazoa; Chordata; Actinopteri; Siluriformes; Trichomycteridae
Gene: acad8
Product: acyl-CoA dehydrogenase family, member 8
Exons: 11
Coding region: 1-1260 (419 amino acids)
Biological process (GO): lipid metabolic process
Cellular component (GO): mitochondrion
Molecular function (GO): acyl-CoA dehydrogenase activity; flavin adenine dinucleotide binding
Source: RefSeq, a predicted model, not a curated record